Messenger RNA from Grosmannia clavigera kw1407, 939 nucleotides. RefSeq names its product 1-acylglycerol-3-phosphate acyltransferase. Gene Ontology annotation, biological process: phosphatidic acid biosynthetic process. The transcript is spliced from 2 exons. The coding region runs from base 1 to 939 and encodes 312 amino acids. The record is from RefSeq and is a predicted model, not a curated record. Lineage: Eukaryota; Fungi; Ascomycota; Sordariomycetes; Ophiostomatales; Ophiostomataceae. Gene Ontology annotation, cellular component: membrane; endoplasmic reticulum. Gene Ontology annotation, molecular function: 1-acylglycerol-3-phosphate O-acyltransferase activity.
AUGGCCUCUGCCGUGCUCGGCUGGGCCGCCGCAGCCGUGGCCUGGUUCCUCGCGCGCUACGUGGGCGUGGUAGUGGUGCUGUACGCGCUGUCGACGGCGAGCGAGCUGGCCGGGUUUGCGGCGCGCGUGCUGGUCUCGUGGCUGGCGCUGAUUCUGGUGGCGCUGUACGGGGUCGCGACGUCAGUGGUGCUGCGGCUGACCGGUGGCGACCGGUGGCAGUCGGCGCAGUGGGCGACGGCACGCGCGUUCAAGUACGUGAUGGCAGCAGCGGCUGGCAUCACGUUUGUGGUGGACGACCCGCGCGACGUGCUCCUGACGACGCGGCCGGCCGUAUUUGUGGGCAACCACCAGUCGGCGCUGGACGUGCUCAUGCUCGGCUGCAUGUUCCCGCGCUUCUGCAGCGUCACGGCCAAGGCCCAGCUGCGGCUGUACCCCUUUCUCGGCUGGUUCAUGCGCCUCAGCGGCACCGUCUUCAUCGAUCGCGCCAACAGCCAGGAUGCCCGCCAGGCCAUGAGCGGCGCUGCCGACGCCAUCCGCUCCCGCCGCCAGAGCGUCUACAUCUUCCCCGAAGGCACGCGCUCGCACAGCGUCGAGCCAACCCUGCUGCCCUUCAAGAAGGGCGCCUUCCACCUCGCCGUUCAGGCCGGCGUGCCCAUCGUCCCCGUCGUCGUGGCCAACUACAGCCACAUCUACUUGACCGCCAAGUUUCGCUUCCGCACCGGCCGAAUUCCGGUCAAAGUUCUCGACCCUAUCCCCACGGUUGGCCUCACUGCCGACGACGUCGCCGACCUCACCACCCGAGUCCGCGAUCUGAUGCUGCGCGAGCUCAUUGCCCUCACCGCCGAGGCUCGCAGCCUAUCUAGAAAGGAUGCUUCGCUGGCAGCACCCGUCAAGGCCGAAAAGGCCGUCUCCAGCAGCAUCAAGGUAGCCGCAGCAUAG